AAGUCGAAAAUGCAACAAUGCACAACAACAGGUCUGCAAAAUAGAAAGAAGCUAAAAAGUAAAAGUAGAGCGCUUUUCGCCACAUACACUAUUGAACGUCUACCAUGGUAUACGUUGCAGAGAGAGAGAAAGUGUGAAGGAGGUCUCUUUACCAGUUUUACGUGUUCCUUUCUAUCUCGUGUCCACGUGAGAGUGUGGCACCAAGAAAUGGCCGAUGGUGAUCCUGCAGACUGUGGCUCGGAGGAUUUGGACUACACUGUACACCUUUUCGGCUACCAUCCUCAACGGGCGAUCGAUGGAGUGCUGGACAUAGUGGACAGUGUCACUGAGGACGGCGUCGCAGGUCUGAAAGCCACAAUAACAGAGAAGCAGGAUCUGAGCGCGGAUGUGGUCUCCACGGGUUGUGAGCAGUACCAACGUAGGCUCGAGGACUUUGCCUCCGUGCUGUACGGCGAUGUGUUCAGGGAGUUUGCCGAAGGUAUCCUCUCCAUCCCGUCGCAUGUUGUCUUACCGGAACAUGCGGGAAAGAAUGGCCACCGCGAGGAUCAGAGAGCUGACUGCCUCCAGCUUGCCAAACAGAUCGAACAGGAGAAGUACGAUCAACUGGCGCUCAAGGAGAGGAUUCGUCAACUAGAAGAGGCCGAAGCGAAGGCUGCUGCUCUGCAGAGGAAGGUGGAUAGCAUAGGUUCUACCCCGGAUGAGUUGCUGAAGACAAAAUCGCAGGCCACACAACUGCUCCGUGCCUUCGACUCGCUGGAAGCGGACAGCUGAACACGGAUUUGUCAAACGGACAUGUCGCAGUUACCUUUCAACCAGGGAGUAGUAAAAUACCGUUGUUUUACUACUCCCUGCUUUCACAGCAAUAACUUGCAUGCGUAUAUACAGCACAGGGAGUCGUCAAAUACUUGACGACUCCCUGAUACAGCACAGCGGUGAAUCAUUGAAUCAGCUGAAAUAGCUGAAAUAGCCGGUCUUGUUCAUUUCUUUUAGCCUGAUGAUAGGAUAUGUGUAAUUGUUGAGUGGUAACUUUACUACUCCAGGUGGUGGUGGUCGUGACGGCGUUGUGUAUCGCUUUGCCUAAGUAGUUAGCCGUCGUCUCUUCUCAUUCCCCUCGUAUCCCCUCUAGAUGGCGAUACAGUUGUGUGCCGUAUUUCAGUGCUCUGGUAUCGUAUUCCCUGGGAUUAGCGUGAUCUUCCAGUUAGGUGAUCUUAGAUUCAAGUCUUUUUAUUGACUUAUUUUCCUUGAUGUGCAUACUUGCUAGCUUCAUGUUUAGGGCAUAUUUGAGCGUAUGACAACGAAAUAAUAUGAGCCAGGGACUAUAGAAACCGCCCUACGACGUUUGAUAUCAAAAUCAAGUUAUGACGUUUCAAAGUCACGCGACUCAAAGUAGUUACGCGAAGCGCAGAACUCGUCACUUUUGUUUUGACAAGACUCAAGAGCUUCUCCGUCUCUCGUCUUGUUAGGUGGUCGGGGAAGGAUUCCGAGCUCGAGCGAUUGUCGAGUAACUCAUGAGGCUCCACUUACUGUGAUUGAUUAUGGCUACAACAUCUAGUAGACGACGCAACUCGAUUCUGUGUGGAGUCGACUAGUCCCUGAUGCGAAGGCGCUUGAAUCGGACGACGAGAAUUUUUACGGAUUCAGCGCUGGCACCCGCGAGUCGUCCGCGAGCGAUUCCGACACCGAUGCUGACAGCGACGGCGAUGAUAUGCCACCUAAGAAGAAGACGUAUGGAGUCACAGCAAGCUCGAGUGCUGCUAGUGUUGUGUCGAAAACGCCAAGCCCCGACAGCUCGGAAAUUUCAAACGCGGAGAGUGACACCGACUACUCGGAAUCGGAUGACGAACCAGAUACCCCCGCACCUGAGCCACCGACGACGGAGCAGGUGAAGCGUGGUCUCCUUGGACAUACGCGAUGGGAUUGAGAGAGGCUGUGGAUGCAAGUCGAAGAAUCAUUGGAAAGUCAUCCCAGAGCAGCAGCUCGAGGACUACAUAUUUGAAGUCUCUAAACUGCGAGAAUCGAAAAAGCGCUUCAACAGUUCAAGCAGUUUGUUCUGGGCGCACUGACUGGAAGCAUGCGAAAGUCGAUGACUGGCGGUGGUGAUCGACCUUUCUAUUUCCGCUAUCAUGUACGUGGUUACGAGUUGUGCAAAGACGUGUUCAUGGCAGUUCAUGCUGUUGGAAGUCAUGUAAUGAAGCGCCUUCAAAAAAGGCAAACAAAGGAGUCGUUCAACUGGCACAAAAUGGCUUGACUGGGAGAACACCAGAGCACUUGGCCAUUUCAGCAGACAUAGAGCAGGAUGUAGUGCAGUUUAUUUAGUCAUAAUUAUGCUAACAUGUACGGUCUACCUCAACCUGCAGCGGAGCGAGGUCGUGCUGAGGACCCUCCAGUAUACUUACCAGCAUCCGAGCACAAGAAGUCUGCAUACAUCUACACCAAGACCGUCACACAGUAUUCGCCUGUUCAUUACAGGUCAUUUUGCCACAUUUGGAGGAGACAGGCAGCACACAUCAAAGUGAUGAAGCCAAGGACAGACGUAUGCGCACUGUGUGACAAUCUGCGGUACAAAAUUCGUGUCGCCCGUACAGAGGAAGAGACGAAAUGUAGUGUCCAGGCCCUGUGUUCGCACACAUCGCUAGCACAAGAGGAGCGGCAGUACUACCGAGAUUUAGUGGACGGCGCGCAGGCAUCACUGGAUGAAGCUGAGGGCAUAGUUCACUAUACAUUUGAACUGCCUAACUACUACGUAGUAGCAAGAAUGAAGAUAUACAAAGAACAUUACAUACUGUGUACAUAAAUUUGCUCUAUAUUGCUCAAUUGAUAUGCCAUUAUUAAAUAGGUGGUUAGGCACAUUUUACCAUCGCAGAUCAACUUGAAAUUUUGUUUGAGCACAUUACCAUACCAUACCAACAUUUUGAGAGAAAAAAAAAAUUUUCGCCAAAAAGUGCCAUAGGGUGGUUUCUGUAGUCCCUGGCUCAUAUCUUAUUUUCUUCUAGGCUUGAGAAUCCAGUGGUUUGCAGGCUGUGAUAUCAAUUAUUGUGCUCUGUACAAACCAUA
Messenger RNA from Sycon ciliatum, 3054 nucleotides. RefSeq lists its product as uncharacterized. The transcript has 9 exons. NCBI's taxonomy places the organism in Eukaryota, Metazoa, Porifera, Calcarea, Leucosolenida, Sycettidae. The record is from RefSeq and is a predicted model, not a curated record. Bases 10 to 771 code for a protein of 253 amino acids.